GUGAUUAUAUGCCAGUGGUUACCAGGCUUCGGUUCAUCGUGCUGCGUGUGAAGGUGUUAAGCGGAGGAAGUCUUUCAAUGCUGUUUGUUUUCUGUUCAGCUCGCUGCAUGAACUGGAACCACAGACUAGAUGUCAGACCAGCUUCCUCUUCGACAGUAACUUUUAUCUCUAUCGAUAACAAAUAUAAUUCAGAGAUUUUUCCUUGCAUUAACUUUCAUUGUAUUUUCUACGUGCAAGUGUGAUUAAGAAUCCCCCAGAACAGCAUAGUGAGAGAAGAUAGGACUCACUAUGAAUUUAAGAUCAGCAGCAAGAGGAUUUCUAGCUUUCCUUCUGUCAGUACCAGUGCUUCAGGGUAAUGAUGAAUGGACAGUUACUUACUCAUCUAGUAAUGUCUGCGCUUUAAGAGGAGCAACGUUUGACAUCAGCUGCACUUAUGAAUACCCUGACAACGUACAGCACCUCCUGACCAUAGUCAAUACACUGUGGUUUACUAAAGGAGACAAGUAUCAGCCAGUUGAUCUGGAAAACGAUACAGACUAUACAGGUCGUGUUGAAUCCAGCUGUGAAGAUGUCAGCUGUACCGGGUCCAGAUGUCAUGGAAAAUGUUCCCUGAGAAUCAAAGACCUGAGACAGAGUGACUCUGCUGUCUACAAGUUUAGGUUAACAACAAACCAACCAGGUGGGGAAUAUACUGGUGACCCUGGAGUGACUUUAUCUGUAACAGACCUCCAGGUGAAGGUGUCCUUUCUUUACCCUACCGAUCCUACCAGGGUAAAGUUGGAGUGUCACAGUAUGUGUAAUCUAGCUGGUGACCCUCGCUACAUCUGGUUCAGGAAUGGACAGAAUGUACUACAGGGAAUUAACUACUGGAUCUACAUUCAGUAUGGAUACAACUAUUCAUGUGCUGUUGAAGGAUAUGAACAUUUCCUCUCUCCUUUAGUGUAUUCUCCAAAGACCCCCUCAGUGACUGUGAGUCCCUCUGGUGAAAUAGAGGAGGGCAGUUCAGUGACUCUGAGCUGCAGCAGUGAUGCCAACCCAGCAGCUAACUACACCUGGUUCAGGGUUAAUAGAGAUGGUUCCUCCAGGUACAUGAACCAGGGACAGCAGCUCAUCUUUAAACUGAUCCUAUCUUCAGACUCUGGACAAUUUCGCUGUGACACUGUGAAUAAACUAGGGGAAAGAUCGUUCUCUAUCUCUAUUAACGUAAAAUAUGGUCCUAAACACAUAUCUGUGUUAUCAAGUCCCUCUGGUGGAAUAAAGGAGGGCAGUUCAGUGACUCUGAGCUGCAGCAGUGAUGCCAACCCAGCAGCUGAGUACACCUGGUUCAAGAACAACCAACCUCUGCUCUGGGGACCAAGACAACCUCAUACCUUCCCCUCAGUCCGUCCUGAAGACAGAGGAACGUACCGCUGUCAAGCAGAGAACAAAUAUGGACAACUGAGCUCGAACUUGCUAUUCAUGGAUGUCCAGUAUGAGUGGAAUAUUGGACUAAUAUGUUAACAUCUUUUCUAUAUCUUGUCUUUAAAAUGUAGAGCUGGCAUUCAUGUAUUACUACUUGCCUGUAAACAACAUUGACUCACUUAUUAUACUAGUAUACCCAAGUGGGUGCUACACACUGGUGGUGGUUAGUGAGGUCCCCCUUCCCUGUAAAGCGUCUUACAGUGUCUAGAAAAACACUAUAUGAAUUCAAUCCAUUAUUAUUAUUAUUGCAGUUUCAUGACUUAAGGAUGGAUAUUUUUAUUUUGUGUUCUUGACAGACGCUCCAAAGAACCCCUCGGUGACCGUGAGUCCCUCUGGUGAAAUAGAGGAGGGCAGUUCAGUGACUCUGAGCUGCAGCAGUGAUGCCAACCCAGCAGCUGAGUACACCUGGUUUAAGGAACAUGAAGACUCAGUGAGAGAAUCAGGACAGAACCACACCAUCACUAAUAUCACAUCUGAGCAUGGAGGAAACUAUUACUGCCAAGCCCAUAAUGCAAUCGGACUUCAUAAUGCUACCUUUUUGUUAAUCCAAGUUUGUAUUCAGUGUUUGAAAUCGAAAUCAACAUCAUGGACAACAGUCGCAGUGAGAACCAUUGUUGCCUUACUGGCCACCGUACUCCUCCUCGGCUUCCUCUGGAUGAG
Gadus morhua (Atlantic cod) is the source of this 2121-nucleotide messenger RNA. RefSeq names its product sialoadhesin-like. Bases 289 to 1500 code for a protein of 403 amino acids. The record is from RefSeq and is a predicted model, not a curated record. Lineage: Eukaryota; Metazoa; Chordata; Actinopteri; Gadiformes; Gadidae. The transcript has 6 exons.